Molecule: messenger RNA, 3189 nt
Organism: Fulvia fulva
Lineage: Eukaryota; Fungi; Ascomycota; Dothideomycetes; Mycosphaerellales; Mycosphaerellaceae
Exons: 4
Coding region: 1-3189 (1062 amino acids)
Source: RefSeq, a predicted model, not a curated record
AUGCGCCUUCUGGCGGUGUGCUUGGUUGCAGCACAAGUCUCUGGUCUCCAAGUCAUUACGAAGACCGUGUCGCGACAAUGUCCGACCCGAACGACUACCAUCUUCCCUUCGGUUGGAUGGAUUUCCAAUGAUGGUUCCUCGAUACCGUUCACCUUCACGCCAUCGGACUUGAUAUUCUCAAGUCCGUCUUUCACUGCACCUGGGACUGUGGUACCUAGUCCGUCGGCCUACCCAAAUGGCACGUUGACAGCCUCAGCCACAUCAGCUUCGAUCACGAGCCUUGCUACCGAGUCUACUUCUUCGGUGUUGCUGGUCACUAAGCUGUCCAUUUAUGGCGGAUACGUAACGACAGCAACGUUCCCUGGCGGGUUCGUGACCACUUAUACGACUGGAGGCACGACACAGACGGUAGUGGAGCCAGCUGGACCAACCGUAACAGGCGAUAGCGGUGGAAUCGUGGCCGAAGAAGCUGUUGGGCCUUGUCCACUGCCCGAUGGUCAGCAGAUUGAAGACAAUGCUGCUAAUUGGAUAGCAGCUUGUUCAGUCGUUUUCCAAGGCGAGGUCAUAUCAGACAUUCUCGCGCGUACGAUAGCGGCGCGAGACGCUGCGAAUGACUGCAGUUUACAGUGCUCAGCAAAUUCAGCUUGCGUUGCGUUUACCUACGAUGGCGUGGAGUGCACCUUCUACAACACCAUCACCAACCAGUACUACAUUCAGACGCCCAACUUCUCGGCACUGCGUCUGAACACCACUGUUGCGGGUGGGACGAGCCCACCUGAUGAUGGCGUCGAGAAUGUGACGAUCAUCUAUACGCCGAUUCCCUCCACGCAGCUAAUCACAACGAGCAUUCCGUACACCACUACUGUGGCUUACGCCCUACCCGAGAGCACAGUUUUCACAACGCAAACUACGACGAUUGAACAAGUCAGCACUCUCUAUCUGAGCGCACAGCCCGUGACCUCAUACUCUACUAUUAGCCUCACAAUAACAAAUACAGUGCCUGGUACAGCGGCCGCGCCCACGAUCACCAUUAUUUCUUCACCUUCGGUCGAUCCUGUCACGACGACGCUACCCGCUAACACAGUCGUUCUGCCGGCGAGCACAGAAGUCAUCACUAUCACGGGCACGACGACACAAGGGGGCUCCACUGUCGUCUCGCUGCGUGAAGUGACGUCCACAGAAGUGAUGACAUACACUGCCGAGGGUGCCGUUCAAGUCUCGACACAGACCGUAUUGCUUGACCCAACGACUUCGUACUUCACAAUAUAUACGCCUCUGACGACGACCGUGCUUCAGCCCACCACUGUUCGAGAGGAGAUCACGAUCUUGACAACAGUGCUCUCAAUCAGCACUUCCAUCAGUGUAAUUCCAGCAAGUACCAUCACCCAAACAUUCGAGACUACCUACCCGGCGUCCACCUUGACAGUUACGACCUCGAUCCCCGGCGAGCCAUCGACACGCAUCUUGGUGACCACGCAAAGCGCCAGCACGGAGACCAUCACAACUACCAGCAAUCAAUCGGCUUCAACUCUGACGCUCGAAGUCACUUUCACCACGGACCGUGUCGUAAUCCAAACUGCGGAAACGCUUCCUGCGGUGACUACAACAGAGCUGUCUAGCUAUGCUGUUGUCACGACACAAGAAAUCACGCAAACUCUGACAGAGCUCAGACCGAUCGUGAGCACCUACCUCACGAGCUACUGGCUCACUGAGACGGAGCUGAGUAUUUCUCGAGGGCCAACGACGAUCGUCUCUACACAAGAAGCCAGCACCAUUGUGAGCACAUAUCUCACGAGCUACUGGGUAACUGAAACAAAAUUGAGCAUCUCCUUGGUCCCAACAACAGCUACCUACACACAAGAAGCCAGCACGGCUACCGUGACUUUAACAGAAUUGUCCAGCUACCCAGUCACCACAACGGCCGAGCUGACCAGGACGGAAACGGCUACGAGUCUCGAAGUUAGCACAUACCUUACAAGCUACUGGAUCACCACGACAGAAUUGAGCCUCUCCCUCGUUCCCACAACAGUCACCUCUACGCAGCUGGCUAGCACAGUGACCCUUACAGAGCUAUCAAGCUAUCCAGUCACCACUAUAGCCACUUCCACACAGUUAGCCAGUACCGUGACAUUAACUGAACUGAGCCUCUCCCUGGUUCCCACAACAGUCACCUCUACGCAGCUAGCUAGCACAGUAACCCUGACUGAGCUAUCAAGCUACCCAGUUACUGCCACAACGGAGCUCACACUUACGGAAACUGCUACGAGUGUCAUCAUUACCACUUUCAGCACCUCGUACUGGAUCACGACUACCGCUACUUCAAUUCUCCCCCAGGUCACGGAAACAUUGAUCGAGACGAGCACGACCCUGUCCCAGCUUGCCGCAUCCACAAUCCUCACCACCAGCAUCAGUACCAGCGUCAGUACGUACACAUAUGUCAGCACCGCUGAUGCAGUCACCAAAACUCGCACAAUCAGCCAGACACUCACUUCAACAUUCACCCAGCCGGCCUCUACUCUUUACAUUACCCAAGUAUCCACGAGGACUCAAACUGUUACCGCUACCACGACGUGCAACGUUUUACCAAUGCCUACAACGUGCGGCAAUACAGGCGCCGAGUUUGCCACAUUUCAGUUUUUAUCCGGCAACGACUUCAGUCCCGACUAUAUGAAAACUGCACAAUCGCCGAUAAGGCUUCCUCCGACAGGUGUGGCACCACAGAUCGGAACUGAAGUCGUGCUAGAUCCACAGUUGAGAUCAUAUGGACAAUCUUUAGGGCCGGGUCAGGGCCGAGAUUAUGUUAACGUGAAUCAUCGGGCAUGGUUAUACGCACCUGAUUGCGGGACGUACAUUCUGACACUUGUUGGUGCCGACGAUCGCAUCCAGGCCUGGGUUGGCGAUCUUGCCAUCCGCGGAUACAGUAAAAGUAACAUACAGGCAGAAGCAAGUUACUUUGGCCAAUUUCGGACUAACAAAAUCACCUUCACUUCGAGUGGCGGUGAAUAUAUCCCAAUCCGCUGGGUAUUUUUCAAUGCAGCGGGUGGCGUGCGGCUGGAUUGGAAUAUAGUCGGGCCAGGAGGUAAUACGGUGCUGAGCCAGGCCAGUACCUAUAUAGGCUCACCUCUACUUCUGACGAGGUCCUGUGAUGGGAGUAAAGUAUUUAGCGAUGCAUGGGGCGCAGAGUCUUGA